Ylistrum balloti is the source of this 8164-nucleotide messenger RNA. RefSeq names its product sodium leak channel NALCN-like. Gene Ontology annotation, biological process: transmembrane transport; monoatomic ion transport. The transcript has 40 exons. NCBI's taxonomy places the organism in Eukaryota, Metazoa, Mollusca, Bivalvia, Pectinida, Pectinidae. The coding region runs from base 214 to 5505 and encodes 1763 amino acids. The record is from RefSeq and is a predicted model, not a curated record. Gene Ontology annotation, cellular component: membrane. Gene Ontology annotation, molecular function: monoatomic cation channel activity.
AACUCGGAGGAAAUGGGUGAUGGUCGUUGAAGAACAGGUACUGCUCGACAACGAAAGAAUUCGUCACUGAAAAUGUGAAAGAUGGAACUUUAUAUGAACAUUUUAAGGACAAUUGGAACUGAAAGUGAAAAGGCAAGAUUUAAGUUGCAUAUAUAAAAUCAAGCAAGAUUUAGAUUUAGAGGCAGAUCCUGUUUGCACAAAACAGCCGUUUAAAUGUUUUCUGGUAGUUGUCUCCCGUGCUUUACUCUCCAUCUCCAGCGUCCACUCAGACAACGAAAGAUGCUGGUCAAUCGGAAGACAAGUUUCAAGGAUAGCCAUCCACUGGCUGACUAUGGGCCUGAUGAGAACCUUAAUGACAACAUCGAUAUUGAUUGGGUAAACAAACCGUGGGUGCGACGGUUGUUACGAGGUUGUGCCCUCAUUAGCAUAAUGUCCGUUAGUAUGAACACUCCCAAGACAUUUGCUUACUACAAGGAGCUGGAAUACCUGACUUUUGCCUUCGACCUUAUUGUAACGUUUCUAUUCACUGCUGAGAUGAUAGCAAAGAUGCAUAUAAGAGGAAUAUGGAAGGGUGAGGCUCCGUACCUAAAGGAUCGAUGGUGUCAAUUUGAUGGUUUUAUGGUAUUUUGCCUGUGGGUGUCUGUGAUACUACAGGUGUUUGAGAUGACAGGUGUUGGUGGACAGUUUUGGUCCAUUCUCAGAUGUCCCCGACCUUUAAUCCUUAUCCGAGUUUUCAGAGUUUUUCUCAAGUUUCAAUUGCCAAAGGCUAGGAUAAAUUCUAUAUUCAAACGAUCUGGCCAACAGAUCUACAAUGUGACAAUAUUCUUCCUCUUCUUCAUGUCACUAUAUGGAAUCCUUGGAGUGCAGUUCUUUGGAGAGCUUAAGUAUCAUUGUGUUCUCAACACCACCAAUCCCAAUAAUGUUUCCAUCAUGGACCUUGCAAUUCCGGACACAUAUUGCUCUCCGAAGCCAGAAUUUGGCUACCAGUGUCCAGACGACAUGACUUGUAUGGAACUUGCUUUGGAGCGCGGUGAGAGAGGUUUCAAUGGAUUCGAUGAGUUUGCAACAAGUUUUUUCACGGUGUACGAGGCCGGCUCACAGGAAGGAUGGGUAUUUCUAUUGUAUCGCACUACAGACAGUCUACAGUCCUGGUUGGCCUUUGUCUACUUCAUCACACUUAUAUUCCUCAUGGCCUGGCUUGUCAAGAACAUUUUCAUAGCUGUAAUAAUUGAGUCGUUUGCUGAGAUUCGGGUCCAGUUUCAACAGAUGUGGGGCCCUAGAAAGAGUGCUCCUGACUCUGAUUCCUCUCAGGUGAUUCAGACAGAGGGAAACACAUGGAAGAUGGUGAUGAUAGAUGAAAACAAGGCCCAGGGAAUGGCACCUCCUGUGUUUCAGAGAAUCAUGUGUUCCAAUGUUUUCCACACCUUCUUCCUGUUGCUGGUCCUUGCCAGUGCAAUCACAGAAGCCAGCCUCUCCUUUGAUCACAAGACUCGGUUACCAGAAAACAAACUAGAUGGAUUCUAUUAUGCAGAGGUAGUGUUUACAGCCAUGUUUGUGUUUGAGGCCUUAUUUAAGAUCUGGUGCCUGAGUCUACAGGGAUAUCUGCGACGAUCACUCCACAAGUUUGAAUUACUGUUGGCCAUUGGGACAAUGCUACACAUCAUCCCCAGCCUCUACAGGUCACAGUUUACAUAUUUCCAGGUUUUACGAGUUGUCCGUCUAAUAAAAGCAUCACCUAUGCUUGAAGAUUUCUGUUUUAAGAUAUUUGGACCUGGUAAGAAGCUGGGAAGCCUCAUUCUAUUCACCAUGUGUCUUCUCAUCAUAGCCUCAAGCAUCAGCCUCCAACUUUUCUGUUCAAUCAAAGAUUUCCGGAACUUUGAGACUUUUGUUCAGUCCCUUAUGUCCAUGUUUCAAAUCCUGACCCAGGAGGGCUGGAUUGAUGUACUUGAUGGCGUGUUGGCACACACUCGCAAUGGGUUUUUACAGAUGUUAAUUGCCUCUUAUUUCUGUCUGUACCACCUCUUUGUGUCGUUGAUCGUCAUCAGCUCAUUUGUAGCUGUCAUUUUGGAUAAUCUGGAGUUGGAUGAAGACAUCAAAAAACUCAAACAGCGGAAGGCACGAGAACAGAGUGCUGAAAUACAAGAAACCAUGCCACUUAGAUUGAGGAUAUUUGCCAAGUUUCCAAAUCACCCUCAGAUGGUUCACCUGACAAAAUUGACAGGAGAUUUCAGCAUCUCGGAUAUCCGAGAGAGCUUCAUGCGACAAUUCAUGGGUCAGGAGUUAAACUUGACUGUAGAUAUACAGGAACACCAUGAGGAGACAACUCCGUUUACUAAAUCAACACCGCUGAGGCUGGUGAAAUAUUCAGUACAGGGGACAAAGAGUGGAGGGGUGGUGGAAAAGAAAAAUGGCAUUUCAAUGAUUGUGAGGGACUCAGCACAGCAGAAGAUGCAGGUGUGUGGAUCGACCCAGCUGGUGGCAUCAGGGCCAAAAUCUCUCCUGUCACAACAGUACCAACUCCGUAUGGACCGCAGACUUUAUCCCAAAACGAGUAUGAGAGGAUCUCGUCCAGGCAGUUUGAGAACAAGCACCAAAAGUCCAGGAACCGUUAAAGAAAAUGGUGAUUUACACUAUGGUGUUGCUCACAUUGUAAAUCGAAGAAAUGAUGAAUUUGAUAUCAAGGUGUGGCAGCAGAAAAAACAACAGGCAGAAAUCAAAAGGAAUCAACAGGAAGAGGACCUCAGAGAGAACCAUCCAUUUUUUGAUACGCCUCUGUUUGCUGUUGGGAGGGAAACUCGGUUCAGAAAAAUUUGUCAGGUGAUAGUUAAUGCCAAAUAUAACUACAUGUUGAGAGACCCAGUCACUGGCAAGGAUAUAAACAGCAAGUACAAACGUAUACAUAAGUUGCUGGGUCUGGUGACCUACCUUGACUGGGUUAUGAUCAUGGUCACCAUCAUGUCCUGUAUUUCUAUGAUGUUUGAGACGCCUUUCUUCCGACUAAUGGACCACCUCAGUCUGAAGGUGACAGAAUAUUUCUUUGUGAUCUGUAUGAGUCUAGAGAUGGGCCUGAAGGUUCUUGCCAAUGGGUUCUUCUUCACACCCAAGGCUGUAAUCAAGGACUUUGGUGGCAUUCUUGACCUUUUUAUAUACUCAGUGAGUGUAAUCUUUGUUUGCUGGAUGCCACAAGAAGUCCCUCCCAUUUCUCUAGCCCAGGUGUUUAUGAUUCUACGCUGUCUCCGUCCACUCCGCAUCUUUGUACUCGUACCACAUAUGAGGAUGGUGGUAUAUGAGCUUGUCAGGGGAUUUAAGGAAAUUCUAUUGGUAUCUGUUCUGCUGAUAGUCCUUAUGUUUUUGUUUGCUACCUUUGGUGUUCAUCUGUUGGGCGGUCGUUUAGCAAGGUGUAAUGAUCCUGCCAUUUUAACAAGGGAGAAUUGUACUGGAAUCUUCCUAAAUCAGGUGUAUGUGACCAAGAUGAAGGUGAAGGUCUUUAAGAACGAACAGCCAGGUUUUUAUGUCCCUAGGACAUGGACAAAUCCCUAUAAUUUUAACUUUGACAACAUUGGUAAUGCCAUGUUAGCCCUGUUUGAGGUGCUGUCGUUAGAGGGAUGGCUAGAAGUGAGGGAUGUAAUCAUUGAACGAGUUGGCACGGUCCAUGCUAUCUAUGUACACGUGUUUGUAUUCAUCGGCUAUAUGAUUGGUCUGACACUGUUUGUAGGUGUGGUCAUAGCCAACUACAGUGAAAAUAAGGGAACUGCCUUAUUGACUGUUGACCAGAGAAGAUGGCUGGAUCUCAAAGGCAGAAUCAAGUUAGCCCAGCCCCUCCACAUACCUCCUAAACCAGAUGCCGCUGGUCUCCGAGCUAAGAUGUAUGAUAUCACACAAGACACCAUGUUCAAGCGAGCCACUGUUCUUUUGGUUCUCCUCAACUGCAGCCUCCUAGCAGUGCCAUGGAAGGAAUCCAAUAUGCCAACAACAUAUGCCUUAGCUACUGUAUCUGCUAUAUUCACUAUGAUGUUCUUCUGUGAAGUGGUGAUGAAGAUGAUAGCCCUUUCACCAUUGGGUUACUGGACAAGUCGUAGAAACAGAUUUGAUAUGUUUGUCACCCUGCUGGGGCUCGUCUGGAUCAUCCUCAAUUUUACUAUAGGGAAUGAUCAAACUCAUUCCUUUGGCUUUAUCGUGAUAGUUCUGCGGUUCUUUACCAUUACUGGCAAACAUGCUACGUUGAAGAUGCUGAUGCAGACAGUGGUGAUGUCCGUGUUUAAGAGUUUCUUUAUCAUCAUGGGAAUGUUCAUCCUGAUGAUGUUCUAUGCAUAUGCUGGUGUUAUUCUAUUUGGCACUGUUAAACAUGGCCACGACCUUGGAAGGCAUGCCACAUUUGGAACCUCCUCCAAUGCUAUAGCUCUGCUGUUCAGGAUUGUCACAGGGGAAGACUGGAAUAAAAUUAUGCAUGACUGUAUGGUGAGUCCUCCGUUCUGUACACUGGCUGACCCUGGUGAGAAUUAUUGGCAGACAGAUUGUGGAAACUUUACGGCCUCUUUGCUCUACUUCUGCUCCUUCUAUAUCAUCAUCACCUACAUCGUCCUGAACCUGCUUGUUGCUAUCAUCAUGGAGAACUUCUCUCUCUUCUACUCUAACGAGGAGGAUGCCCUGCUCAGUUACAGUGACAUCCGACACUUUCAGAACACCUGGAAUCUCGUCGACAUCAGCAGGAAGGGUGUUAUAUCUGUAAGGAAGGUGAGACUGUUACUACGGUUACUUAGGGGUCGUUUAGAAGUAGACCUCGAAAAGGACCGACUUCUGUUCAAACACAUGUGUUAUGAGUUGGAAAGACAACAUGGUGGAGCUGAGGUCACAUUUCAUGAUGUUCUGAACAUGCUGGCAUAUCGGUCAGUGGAUAUCAGUAAAAGUCUUCAGCUGGAAGAAUUACUGGCGAGACAGGAGCUUGAGUGUACUAUAGAGGAGGAAGUGGCCAAACAGACCAUCAGGAACUGGCUGGACAAGUGUCUUAAAAGGAUAAGGGCGAAAGAACAUUCCAACAUUCUGACCAACCUGCGGGCAACCAAUGAGCCAUUGUUUACAGUAACUGAGCAGCCGUCCAGUGCUGCAGAUAGUAGUGAGGAAAGUAAGGAUGAGGGUCCAACUCUACCACGAACCAGGAAGAAGGGAACAGUUGAGCUGCAGCCUCCAAAUAUCUUAGUGCAGCCCCCACCCCUCUCCCCUCAGGGCUCUUUUGUCAGAAAGUACCUAAACCCUUCAUUAGGAGAUGGACUCUCCCGCGUGGACAAAGAUAGGCCUGGUCUUAAGAAACGCAGCACCAGAAUCUCUACAGGAGCUAAGACCCUAGGAGUUAAUCUUAAUCAGGUGACAGAGACUGCUCCGGAGGAUGUUUCCCCAAUGCAGGAAAAAGUCAUGGAAACUGUCUUAAUUGGAGAAAAUGUUUCUAACAAUGUACAAUCAUGGUGGAAAGAUCAGCUAGGGGGGUUCCCACAACUAGAUAUAGACUAAAUAAAAGCUUUCCUGAAUCUAUAUUAAAUUGCAUCUUAAACUGGAACUAUAGGAGAUUUUUUCCAAAUUCUCAAAAUAUAAAUGAGAAAUUGACAUAAAUUCCUUUACUCAAUAUGGUAGAUAUUAAAGAUAUGGUAGACAUUGAGGAUACCGUUUUUUAUGUGGAUAACUAUCUCAAGAUUCUAAGAACAGAACAAUAUGUAUUGAUAAUGAAUGACAGUGAUAACACAACAGAGGAGAGGUAACUUGCUCCCUUUUGAAAAGAAACACAUGAUUUCCUAUGAAAAAGAGUCACAAGAUAAAAAAAAAUCAAUAAAAGUCAAAAUUUCUAACCCAACAGUGAGUAAAGUAAUGGCAAGGAACAUAGGAGCAGGAAAAUUUGUAUUCUGUGUAAUGUGCAUUCAGACCUAAAACAAAAUGUUGAUAUGGAAUGACAAAGAUUAGAGAUGUAAUAAUUUAAAAGAAACAUUGAUUUUGAUUAAUGUAUACUUGUAUGAGACUUUAUGAUGCACAAGACUUAACAAAGUUAUAUCAUUUUAUGUUGGAGAAGUUUUAUUUCAAAUUCUGAAAAAUCAUCUCUUUAUUUUUUCAAGUUUGGUCUUAAACAAGAUUUAUGUGGUAUAACAAAGUAGGUUUAUAUUUUCUCUUCUGUCACAAAGGACACAAUAUUUAUAAUACAAACUUCUGUAAUUAUGGACUUAAUUUGUUUUGAUAGAAAAAGAAAAUGCUUAUCAAUAAGUAAAAGAUCAUGAAUUUUAUCAAAACAAUUUGGGAAGGUCAUAUUUAUUUUGGAUAAAUAAGAGUUAAAUUCAAGAUAAAGUAAAGCUGGUAAUUUUCAUAGUCAAUAUUUUCAUAAAUGUUUUAUAAAACCAAUAAACUCUAUUAAUACAAAUUGAAAUUUUGUGAUCAUGUUAACGAAUCGCAAAAUAGCAAAAAUAUCAUUAUGAAAAUAACUGACUUUUUAAAAAAAUUCAUUUAUGCAUGAAAUUAAGACUCCAUGUUACUUCUCAACUAUAAAAUAGAAAGAUAUUAGUUUUAUAAAUCCAAGCGGAUUUCAUAUUAUCUUCCAGUUAGUGAAAAUUUGCAAAAAUGUGAUGAAAAUAUCUCGAAGAUGUGUACACAAAAUUAUAAUUUAUUUACUGAACAGAAUAGUUUGUAAAGUUUAAUACCAAUUUGUAUAUUGAAGUGUAUAGUGGCAGCUGAGAAUGACAUAGUAGUAAUCUUUCUUGGAAAGAGUAAAUACUUGUCCUAGUUGUUUAUUUAUUUUUUCUUACCUUGAAAGUGCAAUAUAUCUUUUAAUUCAUUUACAGUUUGUGCAAUAACCCAGCUAUAAGCGAGAAACAUAUGGCAUAUAUAUUUAUUAUUGGUUAUUAGCUCAUCAGGCCCAAAAGGGCCCAAAUGAGCCGAUAUCAUGGUGCGGCAUCUGCCAUGUGUCAGUUAAGUGUGAUUUUUUCUUUUUGAAUGAGUUUCUCUCUUCAGAUGAAAAGAAAGGCUUAGAAGCAUUAUAUUUGACUGUUGAGUUCAUUUGUUGAAGCUGGAAAAAAGUUUGUGAAAAGAAUUUUCUACCUAUCGUUUAAGUCACAGAAUCAGAUUUGUGUAAAUCUUCAAGCAACUUCUAGAAUCUAGGGCAAUAAUCUGAUUACUGAACUGAAGCCAUCAAAAAGGUCACAGGUCAAAUUUAAUGAAAGCUUCAAAUUUUUCUUCUCAUUGACCAAACUGAAUGUCAGUGAUGCAAAAUGUUGAAGUAUUUGUGAAAAGCAUAGAAUAGGAGGUGAACGAUACAGGUACAUUUGACCUCUCGUAUAUUAUAAAAAAGAACUUAUAAAGUAACAAGUGAUCAUAGAGUUGAAUCAAAAUCAAACUUUAAUCCUUCAUUUAUCAUUAUGCAGUCAUCUCCAGAUAUUUUUUCUUGAUUUUCUGUCGACUCUCUAAAGGCAGAUGUCAUUUGAUCUAUGUUUAAUAAAUGAUGGAUGAUCCAACACUUCUCUUAUGGAACUUUGCGGUAGUGUCCUCUGGUGGAUCCGUAUAGGAUUCAAUAGAGUUCCUCAACAAGAAAACAUAAUAAAGCAAAAAGAAAACUCAACUGUACAAGGAUGUUAUGUGGAAUAUGACUUUGCUUUAUAUAAAUUUUUUUCACUUUGUAACAUUUUAGUUAUGAUUUUGACAUGUUUAUUUAGUUAUUUAUGUUGUUGUCUCUUUAGGUUGACUAGUUUUAACAGGUACCUAUGAUUUACACUUUUUUCUUUUAAAAAAAAACCCACUGAUUUUCUUUUAAUGAAGCAUCAUUCUUACUUUUGCCUCUUAUUUCUUUUUACAAAUACAAUAUACUUAUUGUGUAUAUGUAAAUUAGUUUCCUUAUUUUUAAUGAAGUAUUUACCAGAAUAGGUCCACAUCAGUUAAUCAUCAUUAAACAAGAUUGUAUAAAUUAGUACAGUAAUUAAAUAACUGGACCUGAACAAACAAUACAAAAAUUUGGUUUUGUACAAACCUAUUAUUGUAAGCGAUGUUUUGCUUGUAUACUGACAAAUCUUCAAAAAAAAAUCUGUGAUUUUUACUUCAGACGUGCAUCUGCCAAAACCUUUUUGUUAUAUCAAACAUGUGUUCAAAUAUAUAUAUAAAUAUAUGUGAUGAUGAAAAGUAAAUAAAAUGUUGAUUGUUA